Molecule: messenger RNA, 4084 nt
Organism: Sitodiplosis mosellana (orange wheat blossom midge)
Lineage: Eukaryota; Metazoa; Arthropoda; Insecta; Diptera; Cecidomyiidae
Gene: tadr
Product: probable cationic amino acid transporter
Exons: 9
Coding region: 1111-3189 (692 amino acids)
Biological process (GO): amino acid transport
Cellular component (GO): plasma membrane
Molecular function (GO): amino acid transmembrane transporter activity
Source: RefSeq, a predicted model, not a curated record
UUAUACCAUGGAGAAUGUAAAACAAAUAUCGAUUUGAUGAGUGCAUUCAUAUCGAAAUUCCAAUUACCAAGCAAGUGGUCUGUUCCAAGAAAGCUAAUGCAAAUUAAUCAAAAACCAUUUGUGAGAAAUUGCGAUGCGGUUGAGUAAAUCUUUGGGGUUUUUCGCUAAUGACAAAGUACACAUAAUAUGCAUAUAAAUAAAAUAGUUAUAUCACUGACACUCACAGUUAUGUGUGCUAUUCAAUGUGGAAAAUGAUUUUCGUCGACUGAAUUGUCGUCAUCGUUGUCGUCGCCGUCAUCGUAGCUGUUCAACGGGAGCCGUCGUUGUCGUCCCACUUUGCUUUCCAUUGUUAUUGUCUUUUUAUAGACAUUGAUUCACAUAUUCGGUCGGUUGGUCGGUCGCUCCGGUGGUUGUAUUGUGGUUGCAUGAAAAAUUCAAAUUGGAUUUAAUUAAUAGGAUUUAUAUGGUCAAAAGGAAAACGAGCGUUGCGUGAAUGGUUUCGAUGUGGACUAAAACUCAAUGAAACAGAAAACAACAACAGUAACAAUUUCCAAUCGCAUCGGAAAAGUGGAGCAAAAUUCAGGCAACCAACUGCCAAUUAUUACUGCACAUUGAAAUUACUUAUUGAAGAGAACUGAAUCGUUUUUGCCAGCUUACAAAUAAUCCAUCGUUUUGCUAACCAACAAAUAAUCCAUCGUUUUUCUAACAAAUAAUUCAACGAUGGUGCAUGUUGUCCAAAUCCAAAAAUCAUGAAAUGAACACAAUCAAGUAUUCAAGCAACAAUUACACACGUAGCAAAACACAAAUUGUACCGUUUUCUAGUUAAGUCUGGAUUAAGUGUGUUAUAAAUACGCAAUCAAUUUGUCGUGUUUGAAUUCGAAUCGUUCGUUUUCAUGGCAAAUGCAGAUCCAAUUUCGUAUAUAUAAAUGUUGCGACGAACAGCGAAAAUCUUCAUUGCAGCUUGACACCGAAAAUUACUUUUGGCAUGCGAACCUAUAAUAAUAAUUCCAUCCAAAUGUAACCAACCAAACAACAAAAAUACGAUACAACUCAUACACACAACGGAAAUUUAAUAAGCGACAAUAGAAAAAACAUUUCAUCAAACAAAUCAUGAUUAGCGAUAUAAUAGCGUCAGGAACGUACAGCCGAUUAGCAAUUGGACUGAUUAUAUUCACACAUGUGAUUGCGUACAAUGAAAGUGGAGCCAUAACGGUGCUAUUUUCAGCGUUUAUUGCGACAAUAUGUGCAACAUUCUCAGCAUUUUGCAAGAGUUCACUCAAUCAUUUACAACUGCCAUACAUACGCGCCACCCAUAAAUUCGAUUUUUUCAUUCUAUUCCUCGCAAUAUGGAUGGAUAUUCUGACAUUGAUUUGUGCUUGUGGUGCAUUGACACGUACGCUGAGCGUUUGCUUCGACUCAAUGACCGGUGGAAUGGCGCGAAUUUAUAUUCUGGGCCGGAAUGCACCGGAGAAUGAACCGUGGCCAGAUGUUAUCGGUUUCUCCAUUAUUUUUAUCGUGAGCGUUAUGUUUAUGCUUGGAUUAGAGAACUCAAAGGUGUUUUCUUACAUUCUGAUGGCAAGCCUGUGCGGCAUAGCUGGCAUUUUAAUUGCGAUAACAUCGAUACGAGGCAAUUUUACGGCAUGGAAAUCAAAACAAUGGCUUCCAAAAGGAGUCUCUGGUUUGGUCACCAGUGCAGCGUUAUUGGUAUUCACAUUUCCGUCAGAGAUUCCAGCAACAGGUAGCUGCAAGCGAUUGAAAGCCACGAUAGUCAAUAUGUUUAUUUGCUUAACAAUUGUCCUGUGUGCCGGUUGUCUCUCAGCUGUUAUUACUUUCAAUGCACCGGAGGAAUUCAUUGCCGUUCCCAUUUUACUAAUACUCGAAACAUUGGAUUUUCACAAUUUUGAACCGGCCAUCGCAUGUCUCUUUGUUUUGGUUGGUUCGUGUGCAUUCCUUGAAUUAUUUUCGGAAAUGUUCACUUUGAUUGUGACACUUACCACCUCCGAUUGGAAAAUACUAUCGCGACAAAUCGGCUAUGAGCAUGGCGAUAGUGGUAGCCCCGUUUUGGCUGUAUUCACUGGUGGCAGUAUUUGUGCAAUGAUUUCAUUUGCAUGUCCACUCGAAAUCAUUGUCUAUUUCAUUGCGGGAAGUCAACUAUUUUCUGGAUUACUCCGUGCCGCCUACUUGUUUUACCAACCAUUUCGACCGAAAUACUUGGUCAACACGAAAAACGACACUUCGCUCGGUUACAGUCAAUUAAAACCAACCGCUACAUCUUUGCGACAAUCGGUGAGCAACACAUCGUUUUUGCAAUCGAAUACAAAUGUGUCAACAGCAGGUGAUGUCUCGCGACGAAUUUUACGCUGUUUGAGUAAACCGUCAAUUGUGUCGAUACCAAAGCCAAAAUCGCGCACCAAAAAGAGAAAUGAGGAAAUGGAAAGGGAAUGGCUGUUGUUGGGCGAGCCAACAUCACCUCGAAAUACAAUAAUUUUGGACGAUGAACAAGACACAUCAACAUUGACAAUAACUCCCACUGGGCCAGAGAAUACGUCCAACCAAGAUGGUGAAGCACUGCAAUCUCCUACUUCGAAUGACUUGAUUGAAAGCAACAGUGAUACGGAUAGUUCAACCGAUAUCGAUGCAGUUGUUGACGAAUAUCGACAAAAAGUCGAGGUGACCACCUCUGGACCGUCAGAGAAAGUACUUCGUAUUCCAUCAAUGGAGUCGUGGCGAUUGUCAAUUGUUUUGCUCGUUUUUUACUCUUUUGGUGUUGCUAUUUGUCUUGUGGGAUUUGUUAUUGGAUCGUUUAUUGUUUUCAGUGCCGGCGCUUUAGUUGUAUUAUUCUUCACACUGGUCAUGCUGUUUUUGCCACGCUACAGUCACUCGGAAACAUCACCCAAUGUGGUGUUUUGUUCGAUGACCAUUUUAUUGGAAAGUCUUCUGUUGGGGUCGACAUUUUCGAUUUCACUGCCAGCGAUAAUUGCAUGGCUCAUCGCCGGUGUAUUGGUAUUCACACGGUGCGAUACAUGGUUUUCACUUUGCAUCGAGCAACCCAUGUACAUAAGUCAUAUUGUAACACCGUCCGUCAACGGUCCAUCAACGUCCAAUUUGAAAUCGAUGAUUCGUUUGCCCAGACCGCCAAAAGGUGCGCUAAUUCCAUCACGCAUACAUGCCCAUGGUCAAUGCAGAUGACAUUGGGAGUACACGGACAAUGAAUACUCUGAAGACGAUGGCGAAGAAACGGCCGAAGAAUGGACGGAAUGAAUAUUUUAAUAAAACAAAGAAUUGUUCACCGAUGAAAACACUUUGAAGGAAAAACUCUCUCUUUUUGAAGGAAAAAAUCAACGAGAAUGCAAAAUAUCUCCGAUUUUUUCCCUUUACGAAAGUCGACAAAAUUUCAAGCAAACGAACAAAGUUGUGAAAACACCUCAAUUGCUUGUUAAACUGCCCGCGCGCGUGAAUUUAGUUCAAAAUCGUUUCAAAAUCCGGAGCGAUGUCAUUGAAUGCCCAACGGAAUAAAGUAUAUUUUUUGAUAAUUUAGCUAAAUCGAAGGAAAUGUGUUUGCAAACAAAUUGAGCAACCAAAUAUUCUGAGAGUGAGAUAUGACAAUUUCAGUUUCGCCAAAUCAAAAUUCGAACAUCAAAUCAUCCAAUAAGUAGAAACCAUUGUGCCUGUGCUUUAGAACGCAUAUUUUAGUUGAAAUCAUAUACGUUGCAAUGUAAAUGCGUAGAAUUUUUAUUUGAAAUCGAAGGAUGUAGCUCUACUAGCCGAGAUGUAUAACUGUGGCAAUAUAUUUAUUCAGAAGCCAAAGCGAAUAAAGUAGAUUAGUUUCAAAUCGAUCUAAUAAAUAAUAUUCCACAUUUCAUUUUACAUGAUUUAUUUGUUACUUAAAUCUAUCGAUAUUGCUAGCGAUAAAUGUGAUCCGUCUAACUAAUUGUUUUUAAUUAAGAGAAAGAAGAAAAAAAAAACACCAACAAAUGGUUUUAUUCAAUUUUAUCGAUAGUUUUUCUUUUCGUUCAAGAUAACAUCAUAUUUAUCGAUCUUAUAAUAUCAGAGAAAAUAAAUCUAUUGAAUAUUAAGAAAAAAA